AUGUCUAAGGAUGAUACUAAUAAUUGCGAUCAUAUCUCAACAAAAGAUGUAAAAAUAGAUGACCUAUUACGAAGAAAACCACAGUUUACUAAAAAUACCCCUAUUGAUAAUUUUUUCCAAGAUUUAGAUACAAAUUAUCUUCAAAAAAUUAAAACUACAAGUAUCGAAACCUUUUGUUAUGAAGAUUGCGGCUUCUCAAGCCCACUAGAAUUUGUAAAUGAAUUGAUUAGCAAAUUAUUGACUUUAAAUAAAUUACUUUUGGAUAACCAAGCUAAUGAAGAAAAUUGCAAAAAAAAGGAAACUUUAUUACCCAUUUCAUUGCAUGACAUGAAGUAUUUUGAAUUAUUGGUGAAUUUAAUCAUAAUCCAAGGUAUUUACGCCAAUUUGCCUGAUGGUGUUGGGAUCCCUAUGGAACAAAGGAAUUUACAAGACUUUAAAAAUACUUAUAGAAAUAAAAUUUUCAAAAUUUCAGGUAGCCGUACCUCUAAGCAAAAUAUUUCAUGUUUAAAAAGUAUAGUUAUGGCCUUGUAUAAUGGUAUUUUGAAACCUGAAAGCAGUUCGAUUAUUAAAGAAUUAUUUUUGAAAGGCACUGGUUAUUCAGAUAUAUUGGUUGGGAUGCUUGUACUAAGUCUGUAUGAUACUGAUGAUCAUGCAUACAUGACUGAAGAGUUUGAAAAUUUAGAAUCCAUGCAAAAAACAUAUAAUCUAUAUGAAUUAUACACUGUGUUAUUCCAAUCCACUGCUCACUUACAAGUUAAACAGGAAUUUUUAAACAGAUUGACCACAUUGCCAUUAAAAAGAUGUAAAGAUGGGGUUAUCUCAUUGGCAGAGUUUAUAUUGCUCGACAGAGAACAAGAAAACGAGUUUCGGAUGGAUAAUUUAACCAAAUUUGUUAUGCUGCUAACAUCCAAGCCAAAAAAUAUAAAGAGUGUUGAAUAUUUCAACAAACUUUUCCCACAAAUUAGAGAUGGUUUAACAAAUAUAAAUAAUUCCAUACUAGUCACAAGUUUAAAUGCUGUCAUUACCGAUUUUUAUUUUAAAAAUAAAAGGAUUAUAUAUGAUUUUCUUUUCCAGCCAAUAUAUGACGUUUUGUUUAAUUUAAAAAAAAAGCCUAUUGGCAUCAAACAAUUAAACGACACAAUAAAUAUUUUAAUUUCUCUUUCAAAACAAACCAAUAUGGAAUUACUUAAAGAUUUAAUUAACAAAUAUAAUGAAUAUGAUUUUUAUCUAUCUCUCUGGAGAUAUGCCAAUUUUGUCAAAACCCAUCCAUUGCCACAAUCGAAAGAUUACCAUAAAAUUAUAUUAAACCUAAUCAAGACUUUUAUGGAGUUGACUGGAACUUAUAAGGAUUUGAGCUAUUUGAUAUUAAACUUUUGUACCAUUGACGAGUAUAAUGAGAAAUGGGGUGUUUUGUUUAUGGAUUUAGAAGCCAAUUUGCCUAAAAUAAUUUUGGGGAAAUCCUCGGAUAUUGACAUACUCAUGGCCAACAAGACGAAUAAAGAAGGCGAAAACCACUAUACUGUUAAAAAGCUUCAACAAAAAUUUGUUAAUCUGGAUAAUAAUGUUAAUUUAUUUAUCGAAUUAUUAAAAUUAAUUAAUCAACAUGAAAUAACGAGUGAUGUUUUUUUAUCUGUUUUGAAUCGUUGGGUAAGAAACAAUGAGGGCGCACGAGAAGAUAAUACCGACGCCAGUAUUUUAGUAUUGAGUGAUUUAAAACUAUUAGAAAAAAUGAACCAAGAAUUUCAAACGGAUAUUGCGAAAAACCCAGAAGAAAUAUUAGCUCUUAUAUAUAACUUACUCGAUCUAAGGGAAUUGGAGGAGCAGCAUAAUGUCGGUGUUGCUAAGCAUACUAAAACUUGUGAUAACAUUCCAGACAGUGAUGACGAAGACGACGAAACAGAGGAUGAAACUCCGGUGGAUGACAGCAAUGACAUUUUCCUGUUACUUUUACAAUUGCUAUCAAACAUUAUCUCUGUAUCUGAUCCCCAAUUUAUGUCUGAAACAUCGCUUGAAACACUAAUACUGAUAAAAACUAGACUACUUGCAAAAUUCCCGCAAGAUAGACAAGCAACAUCUUUGGCACUUAGAAUUGAGGACAUAUGUUGUUCUAAAGAAAAAUUAAACAAUUGUACUAAUGGCUCCAAUAAUGACGCCGAAGACGCUGAUGAUAAGGAAAUAUUAAGAAAGGCUAUUAUAAAUAUAAAUGAUCCGUUAGUACCAAUUAGAGCGCAGGGGUUGUAUAUGCUACGCAGUUUGAUUUUAAACAAAUCCGAUGUAAUUGAUUUAGGUUUUGUUGUGGAUUUACACAUUCACCAAUUACAUGAUAAGGACCCAUUUAUUUAUUUGAAUGUUAUUAAGGGGUUAGUGGGGCUAUGUGAAUUUAAACCAGCCGAAUCCUUGGACAUUCUAAUCAAUUAUUACAGAAAUAAAGAUUCCAAAAAAAUAAGUUUAGAUGACAAUUUGAAAAUUGGGGAGGUUCUAAUAAACUACAUUAAUUUACAAAACGAAUUAUUCACCGGCGAAGGCGCCAAUAAAAUAAUAGAAGUUUGCCUUGAAAAAAUAAGAAAGGGCGACAACAAUAUCUCUGUUGAUAACAGAUUAAGGAUGUCUGCUAUGUCGUUAUUGGGCGCCUGUCUACAAGUUAACGCAUCCGGUUUAAACCCUACUUAUGUAUCGGAAAUUCUAGAUUGUUCUUUUGGUAUUUUGAAAUUUGAGAACGAUGGGGAAACUUCCAAACUAAUGCGCCGCAGUGCCAUUCACGUGAUCCAUGAUUUGUUGUAUAAUUCUGGAUUAGAAAACUUUCCAUCAGAGUACAGUGGUGCCAAUUUGCAAGAAAUAUUAACAUACACCAGGAGCAAAGAAACCGACUACUUAGUAUGUGAGCAAAUAGAUCAAGUAUUAAAACUAAUUGAUGAGUUCAUUAGAGAAUAUUUGAAAAUAGAUGAAACGGGCAAUUCUUUGCUUAAUAAUUUAAAAAUCAAAUAA
Molecule: messenger RNA, 2985 nt
Organism: Saccharomycodes ludwigii
Lineage: Eukaryota; Fungi; Ascomycota; Saccharomycetes; Saccharomycodales; Saccharomycodaceae
Gene: RTP1
Product: Rtp1p
Exons: 1
Coding region: 1-2985 (994 amino acids)
Biological process (GO): protein secretion
Source: RefSeq, a predicted model, not a curated record